Kockovaella imperatae is the source of this 1512-nucleotide messenger RNA. RefSeq lists its product as hypothetical. The record is from RefSeq and is a predicted model, not a curated record. The transcript has 7 exons. NCBI's taxonomy places the organism in Eukaryota, Fungi, Basidiomycota, Tremellomycetes, Tremellales, Cuniculitremaceae. The coding region runs from base 1 to 1512 and encodes 503 amino acids.
AUGACAGAGAAGAUGAGCGAGGAUGGUUCGCUGUCUUCGAGCCUCUCUCAGUCUUCCGCCGAUAGUAUCAUUCUCAGUCCAAUGUCCAUUGAGUCAGAGAGCCGGUUACUCAAAUCACCAUCCGAGAUUCUACAUCGCGUGCUAUGCACUUCUGGUGCGGACGACCCUUUUGCGAUCGCUCAAGCUGCCAAAACUUGCUCCCAGCUGAGAUCUUUCAUUUACGAUAAUCCCGACUCUGCUUUAUGGCGUGACAUCUAUCUCCAGCGAUACGACGAUCCCAAACGGGCAGGUGCAUUCUGCUCUCCUAGACCACCGCCAAACUGGCGCAAACAGGUUCAAGAUAGAGAGCUCGUCAGUCGUAUGCUGAGAACCUGGGACAAGGACGAUCUAGUCUCACAUCUCGAUUUAAUCGCUUCGACUCUUCUGGAUUUGUAUCUCGACUUGCCAGCGACCACGGCGCCUUCUUCAUCAGACGAGGAUCCACUGGAAACGGAUGAAAGUCCGAAUGGCAUACUGCUAUCGUCGUUGCUCCAGUCCGAAGGUUUUCGGGAUCUUUACUUUGAACACUCGACAACGGAAACCAAACCGCUCUUGAGACCGCUGCGUGCUCAACCUGGUAAUCCGAAUAGACAGGUACAGCGACGUGCUGUCAAUGCCGACCUGAUGCGUCUGCAUGUCCUUCUCAGCCCUGAUUUCAGCGACGAGGAAGUCCACAGGCAACAGCGGGGAUGGCUCAGGGAGAUGGUAUACGGCGCGUCAAACUAUUCGGUGGAGAAUGAUUGGGGCCCGUUCAAUCCGGACGGGACCGUAGACUGGACAUUAGUAGAUGCAGUCGGUUCUGUCAUGAUGGGCAACGCCAAGGACGUCCUGUUCAUGGGUGAAGAUACCUGGCGACAAGCUCUGCCUCCAAUGUCAUAUGGUAUAGAGCCGACGCGGGGCUGGGGUUUUAACGAUUUGUCAAAUGUCGAGGAUUGGGCUGGUGUCGAAGGCGUCUGGUGCGGUUCAUAUGCAUUCUUAGACUUGGCUGACCUCAGCUAUACCGAUUGGAUCACACUCAACGAACCGGGACUGAUCCAACUGAGACGAUCGCUGAAUACAUUGGACUUAACACGAUACCACGAGGCCGUGGGGGACCUUAUGCGACUGGAACUCGUCAUCGAUAGGGAGGGCUAUAAGCCGGAGCCGAUGCCUCGAAUAGAGACCAAUCUACCGACGUCAUCACUCCUCCCUCCCAUAUACUUUCACGGAUCAUCUGUCCAGCAGAGCAGUGCCAUCACUUUUGCUUCAAACUCGUCGGCAAGCUUUGUCCGUGGUGUCGUGCAACUCACGGCGGAUGAUCCACCACAGGUCAGAUGGACAUUGGUCAUACGCUAUGGUGGGGAAGAUCGUUGGAGGCUGGAGUGUGUACAAGUCGGCGGACGCGGCUCCAAGAGAGGUUUCUUUGGGAUCUGGACAGACGCGCUUAAAGAGGAGCAUUCGCCAAAUGGUCCAGUCUGGUACUGGAAACCAUGA